Molecule: messenger RNA, 2919 nt
Organism: Selaginella moellendorffii
Lineage: Eukaryota; Viridiplantae; Streptophyta; Lycopodiopsida; Selaginellales; Selaginellaceae
Product: pentatricopeptide repeat-containing protein At4g02750
Exons: 2
Coding region: 1-2919 (972 amino acids)
Biological process (GO): RNA modification
Molecular function (GO): RNA binding; protein binding
Source: RefSeq, a predicted model, not a curated record
AUGCCACACAGGAACGCAGUGUCGUGGACCACGGCCAUGGCAUUCUUCUCUUCCUCCGGAAGCCACCACCUUUCCAAGCUCGUUUUCGACGACAUCCCAGAGCGAGACCUCGUCUCGUGGAACGUUUUCCUCAACGGGUAUGCCGCCGGCGGGCAUACGCAGGGAUCGCUCGAUACGUUCCACCGGAUGCCUCAGUGGAGCGUCGUGUCAUGGACGACGCUGGUCACGUCCUUCUUGCAGAAUCCAAGCUCCCACACCGAAGCAAGAUCGCUGUUUGAUCAAGCUCCAGAGAGAAACUCUGUGCUGUGGAAUGCGGUGGUGGGAACGUAUGCCCACUCGGGGCAUAUCGUCGAAGCCAAGGCGCUCUUCGAUCGAAUGCCGCUGCACGAUCUUGUCUCGUGGAACUCGCUGCUGGUGGGAUACAAGGAAGAGGACGAUCGCGAGCGAGCAGUGGACUUGUUUCGAUCCAUGCCGGAGAGGAACGUCAUGUCCUGGAACACGAUGAUCGCGCUAGAUCCACUCCAGGGGAAGGAGUUUUUCGCGAGGAUGGCGAUGUGGAGCCUGGCGUCGUGCUCGGCGAUCCUCCAAGCAUACGCCGCGCAUGGAGAGAUGCGCGAGGCCAGGGACUUCUUCGAUGCGAUGCCGCAGAGAGACGCCCUGGCGUGGACGUGCUUGAUCUCUGGCUAUGCCUGGCUGGGGCAUAGCACCGCCGCAAAGAACACGCUGGAUCGAAUGCCCGCCUGGGACGUCGUCUCGUGCACGGCGAUGAUCCACGGGCACGUCCUCGCGCUGGAUCACGCCGCGGCUAAAGAGAUCUUCGAUUCCAUGCCCGAGAGGAACGCGCUCAGCUGGAACACGCUGCUCCAAUCCGCCGCGCAGCACUCCAGCUCCUCCUGUCGAUCAAUCGCCGGGCGGAUGCCCUGCCACAACGCAGUGUCGUGGAGCAUCCAGCUCGCGUCACUCGCCCAGCGCGGCGCGAUCGAUGCGACGAGGCAUGAAUUCAAUUCCUUGGUAGAGGGCGAUCCAGUGUCGUGGACUGUGAUGAUCCAGGGGUAUGCCCAAAGCGGGCAUCCACAGGUAGCGCUGGAUCUCUUUGGGCGGAUGUGCGUCGAGGGGAUCGAGGCGACGGACGUGACAUUCGUGGCGGUGCUCACGGCGUGCGCGCACGCCGGGAUGAUCGAGCAGGGCGUGGCCAUCGCGUCGCGGGCGGAGAUCGAUUUUGGGGUCAGGAUUGGGAUCCAGCACUACCACUGCCUGGUCGAUCUUCUGGGAAGAGCGCAUCACCUGGAUCGCGCGGAGGAGCUCGUGGAGACGAUGCCCUUUGUGCCGGAUGCGUAUAGCUGGACGACGCUGCUGGCGGCGUGCUCGAUCCAUGGAAGAUCUGGCGAUAACGCCGCGAGGAGAGCAGUGGCGUGCGAUCCGGGCCAUGGAGCUCCAUACCUCAAAUCCUGCGGCGCCGCCAGGGAUCUGGCUCGCGGCCAGCAGCUCCACACCCGGAUCGCCGCCGAUGGGCAGCAGCAGCUCCAUCGCCACCAUUUCGUCGCGAAUGCCCUGGUGGAGAUGUAUGGCAAGUGUGGCAAUCUGGGCGAUGCCCGGGACGCGUUUGCUUCCAUCCGCUGCCCCAACACCUUCUCCUGGAACAUCCUCAUCGCCGCGCACAUAGAGAAUGGGGACACUACCUCCGCUGUUGCCAUCUUCAACGCCAUGCCCGAGAGGAAGAACGCCAUCACCUGGACGAUGAUGCUGCUGUUGUACGCGCGGAGCGGCGAUGUCGAGAAAUCAUGGGCGAUCUUCCUCGCCAUUGCGGAUCGGAACUGCGGCGCUUGGAACGCAAUGAUCACCGCAUAUGCCCAGAACGGGCAUUCGGAAGAGUCGUCUCGGGUGUGGGCGAAGAUGCCCGAGUGGAAUGUUGUCUCGACCACCGCUCUUCUUACUGGAUACGGCGCAAGCGGGAAUGUCGUUCGUGCUUGGGAGAUGUUUGUAAAGAUGCCCGGCCGAGAUGCUGCUUGCUGGAACGCUAUGAUCACAGCAAAUGCCCAGAAUAGGUAUGUUGACAAUGCAACCAUCUUGUUUAACAAGAUGCCUCUACACAAUGUGGUGACAAUCACAAUGCUUAUCUCUGUUCUCGACGUAGACUCUGCCAAGUCUACAUUUGAUUCUAUGCCGGGGAGGAAUUUAAUUUCGUGGAACGCUAUGCUCACGGCUUAUGCCCGCGCCGGGCAUGUCCUCGAGGCGUCCAAGAUGUUUGAAUCGAUUCCCGAGCGCGAUAUUGUGGCCUGGAACUCGAUGAUUGACGCGUUUUCAGAGAACGGCGAGAUAGCAAAAGCGCAGGAGGUCUUUGAUCGAAUGGCGGCUCGAAAUGCCAUGUCGUGGACAAGCAUCGUGGCGGCAUAUGCCCGGAAAGGGCAUCUGGCGCUGGCUUGGUGCAGAUUCGCCGAGAUGCCGGUCCGGAACGUUGUGGGGUGGAGCUCGAUUAUUCAGGCGUCUGCGCACUGCGGACUCUAUGAUCGUGCGCUUGAGCUGUUCCGUGAGAUGGUUCUUGAGGGAGUGAGAGCAAAUUCAGUGACCUUUCUGGGAGUUCUCUGUGGGUGUUGCCAUGGUGGGAGAAUAGCCAAGGCUCGGCAGCAUUUUCUCUCAAUGAUUGGUGACUAUGGAGUAGCCCCAAUCUACGAGCACUACCGCUGCCUGAUUGAUGCUCUUGGAAGAGCCAAGCAGCUUGAGCAAGCUGAGGAUUUGAUGUGGAGUAUGCCCUUCUUGCCAGAUGUUCAUGCCUGGACUAGCUUGCUAAGCGCUUGUAGAGUUCUUGGUGAUGUAGAACGAGGAAGUCGCAUUGCCAAGAAGAUUGUGGAACUCUUUCCUAAAGACCCAGCCUCCUAUUUAUUAGUUUCUAACAUGGUGACCUACAAAACAGAUUUAUAA